This is a messenger RNA of Nelumbo nucifera (sacred lotus), 2294 nucleotides long. RefSeq names its product phosphoenolpyruvate carboxylase-related kinase 2 (gene PEPKR2). The record is from RefSeq and is a predicted model, not a curated record. Gene Ontology annotation, biological process: protein phosphorylation. NCBI's taxonomy places the organism in Eukaryota, Viridiplantae, Streptophyta, Magnoliopsida, Proteales, Nelumbonaceae. Gene Ontology annotation, molecular function: ATP binding; protein kinase activity.
AAGGGCGGGAGUCCGGAGUCCCUCUGGGCUGUAGUUCUCCACCCUCCCCCGACAAAUCGGUGGGGUGAUCUCUCUCUCUCUCUCUCUCACACACACACGUUGAGUCAUAGAGUCUUUCUUUGUUACCAAAGAAAUAUCUCACUUGUUUUUUAUUACCGUUCUCCGUGCGUUACAACAACACAGCAACUGCUACUUUCCCUUUUCCUUCGCCCAGAAAUUCUUCUUCCUGAACAAGUAUCGUAGCGUCCCAGUCAAUGAAGAUGCCUACUUUCUCAGCCGAUAUUCGCGAAGAGAGGCCGAUCGAUGAUUGAAAACUGCGGAUCGUUUGUUCUGAUGGGUCGGAAAAAGAAGAACAAGCGGCUCUUGUUCAAAGAGUUGAGCCUGGGAGCCAUUCUUUCGCGACGCCCUCUUUCUAUUUAGUUUUAGUAGAAGAUUCUUGACUUGAUAAUUCAUUUCCGUUUAAGGAUCCGUGCUUGGUGCAUUCUGGAGUUAGCAUUGGCUACUUUUGUUUAAUCCAAUACAUCAUUGGAUUGCUUACAUUUUUAAUUCUAGGUGAUUUUAGCUAAUCGCAAUGGAGUUGUUAAGGAAGAAGAGGAAAGGAAGUGAAACCCAGAUUGAUUGUUCAGAUCUACAAGCGAUUUUACCAUCCAAUCGCAAAUCACCGUCUUCGUUGUCUGUCAUUGGCUCACAUUUAUCAUUGGAAGAAUGUUCAAGGAGGAAGAAGAAAUGCAAGGAACAGGUGUCUGCGGAAUCUGUCCAUUCAAGUAAAAGCAGACUCACUGGCGUUGUUACUGCUCCACCUUGUGGAAGCUCUUCCUCUGAUUUACCUGGAAGAGGUCUCAAGAGGAAGAUUGGUUGCAUUGAGGCUGCUACUCAGAUGGGAAGGAAGAAGAAGAUUGAGCAGGAGUAUGUUUUGGGUGCUGCGAUUGGACAAGGUAAAUUUGGGUCAGUUCGGCUGUGCCGGAGCAAGGUCAGUGGAGCGGAAUUUGCAUGCAAAACCUUGCCCAAAGGAGAAGAAACCGUACACCGAGAGGUGGAGAUAAUGCAACACCUUUCAGGCCACCCUGGUGUUGUGACCUUGAAGGCUGUUUACGAGGAUCCCGACUCUUUCCAUCUUGUGAUGGAGUUGUGCCCUGGGGGACGUUUACUUGACCAGAUGUUUAAGGAGGGGCGAUGUUCUGAGCAGCGAGCCGCUAACAUACUCAAGGAACUAGUUUUGGUCAUCAAGUAUUGCCAUGAUAUGGGUGUCGUUCACAGGGAUAUAAAGCCCGAGAACAUCCUUCUUACAACCUCAGGAGAGAUGAAGCUUGCAGACUUUGGCUUAGCUGUGAGGGUUUCAAAUGGUCAGAAACUAUCUGGUGUAGUGGGUAGUCCAGCCUAUGUUGCUCCAGAAGUUCUGCUGGGAGACUAUUCUGAGAAAGUUGAUAUCUGGGGUGCUGGUGUACUACUACAUGCGCUCUUGAUUGGUGCCCUUCCAUUUCAUGGAGAUUCAUUGGAAGCAGUUUUUGAGGCAAUCAAGAAGGUAAAGCUUGACUUCCAUAGUGGGAUAUGGGAGUCGGUAUCCCGACCUGCCCAGGAUUUAAUUAGCCGAAUGCUAACAAGAGAUGUUUCGGCAAGGCUAACUGCGGAGGAAGUACUAAGACACCCAUGGGUUUUGUUCUACACGGAACGCACGUUGAGGACACUACAGAUGAAAUCAAAAGUGAGAAACCAUAUAGGAUCUUGCCGCCAACUCACUAACGUGGCUAGGGUGGAGCCGGAGAGAAAAAGGAUGGCCAGUGUUCUUGUCAGUGAUGGCCUGAGUCCGGUUUCAUCAUUUGAUAGUUUUGGUCGGAAGUCGGAUGAACAGGACGACUGUGGUUUGGUUGAUGUGCUUGCAGUAGCAAUUUCACGUGUAAGAAUAUCCGAACCAAAACGGAGCAGGCUGUGUGGCCCAGCAAUUCCCAUCCAACAGGAAUGUUCCUCAAAGAUGAAGGCUAACAAUCUCUGUACAGCGUUUUGAUUCUGCUGCAUAACAGCUGACACCAACAUUAUUUUCGCUAGAACUGGAGGAUGACUUACCGUGACGCAGCAGCAGCUUAUACAGCAAAACAACUACGACGAGUUGACUCUUUUUAAGUCUUAACCAGAAACAAGACAACUGGUGGUUCGCCUUUUCCACCCAAAAAUUAGUCUGUGUAUGUUUACCUUGUCUACGCCUAAUCUGUCUAAAGUGGGCAAACUGAUUAUGUACAGAGAUCUUGGUGUAAAUAGGAUGGAUGAUAAGAGGAUCCGUGCGUCUGAUAUUUCUUUAA